This is a messenger RNA of Sphenostylis stenocarpa, 230 nucleotides long. The record is from the annotation of a GenBank genome assembly. Lineage: Eukaryota; Viridiplantae; Streptophyta; Magnoliopsida; Fabales; Fabaceae.
GAACAUCACAACAUGGCAACAACAGAGCAUUCCAACGUCUCUCUGCAACAACACACAAGCCCCACAGUGGACACCAUCUCUCUCAUCAGUCUCACCUCGGUGCAAAUUGAAAUAAAAGCUAACUUGCCUCAACAACCAGAUCGCAAAAAUUAUCUUUCUAACAAUAAAGAGGAUUGUUAUGUUUCAGCUUUAGCCUACACGAAUAGCAAGGAUGGAGUUGCGAGUGAAAU